Molecule: messenger RNA, 1605 nt
Organism: Aspergillus puulaauensis
Lineage: Eukaryota; Fungi; Ascomycota; Eurotiomycetes; Eurotiales; Aspergillaceae
Exons: 3
Coding region: 1-1605 (534 amino acids)
Molecular function (GO): heme binding; iron ion binding; oxidoreductase activity, acting on paired donors, with incorporation or reduction of molecular oxygen
Source: RefSeq, a predicted model, not a curated record
AUGGUAUUGAGCACUCCAGUACUUCUUUCUCUGGCCGUUGCUGGCUGCAUUGCUUUAUACAAUGCAGUGCUAUGGCUAUUAUCAACCCGGCGGCCGUCGAACUACCCCCCCGGCCCCCGGCCGCUGCUGGGACUGGGUAAUAUCCAUCAGAUUCCACUCGCUUUGCCAUUCCUCAAGUACGAUGCAUGGGCAAAGGAGUACGGUCCAAUUGUUGGGCUCAAGCUCGGGCCUAAUAAUAUGGUCAUCCUGAACGACGCCAACCUCAUCUACGAGCACAUCGUCAAGCGCGGCCAGCACUUCUCUGCGCGGCCGCCGCGGUAUAUUGCGCAGGAGCACAUCUUGCCGGACGCUCGGAACACGUACAGUCUCUUCAUGCGAAACGACUACAGCCGGCGGCUGCGUACCAUCACCAAGCAGUUCCUUGUCGGCCAGGGAUUGUUCAAGCUGGCUCCCAUGCAGCAAGCUGCGGGCACACGCCUGAUCUAUAAUCUGUUCAAGUCGAGUGACGACUGGAUGGAGCAUAUCAUGCAAUGGUAUACAACAACAACGGGCGUGUCGACACCCGUUGCCAUGCUGAGCGGAGCUCCAGUCGAAGACUUUGGCGAGCACUGGAUCCACGACUAUCACUACUCCCAAGGGCUGAUGGAGGAACUGGUUGAUCCCGCGAGCGCUCCACCGGUGGACAUUUUCCCUAUCCUCCGGUGGGUGCCGUCUAUCUUUGCCUCGUGGAAAGGCAAGGCAGUCAAGACGCGCAAAGCUCUGCUUUAUGCGUACGGGGCCAUGAUGAGCCAGGCGAAAAAGGCUCGUCAUGGCUCGUUCCAGUCGGUCAUCCCAAGGCUCCUCGAACAGUCCGUCGAUCCAUCCGCUGCGCCCGAGGGUCGAUUCACCGAACAAGAGAUCAAACUCCUGAUGGGCGGAAUGCUGGACGCGGCUGUGGACUCCUCAGUGGUGACCUUUCAGAUUAUCCUCCUUGCACUGGCCGCCCAUCCAGAGGCGCAGCGUCGAGCCCAAGCCGAAAUUGACAGCGUUUUCAAGAGCGACACGGCCGUCCCCGAGUCUAUCGAUCUGAACGAGCUCCCCUACCUCAACGCCUGCGUGACUGAAGCGCUGCGGUGGCGCCCAGUGUCGCCCCUUGGGCUGCCACGCGAGACCAUCGCGGAUGAAAUCGUGCUGGGAUAUCACAUCCCCAAGGGCUCGACAGUGGUGCUAAACCAAUGGACGAUCCAGCAGGAUCCGGAGUUCUACGACGAGCCCGAACUCUACAAGCCAGAGCGGUUCAUCGAAGACGAAUUUGGGGCCAAAAAGGGCAUUUCGCAGGUGGGGAGGAAAACGCUCUACACCUUCGGCGCCGGACGCAGGGAGUGCCCUGGAAAGGACUUCUUCUUCCAGAACAUGCGCCUGGGUUUUGCGCAGAUUCUGUGGGCGUUUGAUGUCGUGCCAACCGAGCCGCUUCAUACCGAUAUCCUCACUGGGUUCACGUCCUCGGUGGUGCUCAGGCCGAAGGCGUAUGGAGUCAAAUUCGUCCCACGGCGAGAGAACUUUGAAGGCGCUCUGCUCGAGGGGAAGCUGAAGGCUGAGCUUAAGCUCAAGGAGAUUCUUACAUAG